This is a messenger RNA of Pseudocercospora fijiensis CIRAD86, 520 nucleotides long. RefSeq lists its product as uncharacterized. The coding region runs from base 21 to 317 and encodes 98 amino acids. The record is from RefSeq and is a predicted model, not a curated record. Gene Ontology annotation, cellular component: cytosolic small ribosomal subunit. Gene Ontology annotation, molecular function: structural constituent of ribosome. Lineage: Eukaryota; Fungi; Ascomycota; Dothideomycetes; Mycosphaerellales; Mycosphaerellaceae. The transcript has 3 exons.
CUGCACAAGACACAGCAACCAUGGCGCCAGCAGCAACCGGAGGCAAGAAGCAAAAGAAGAAGUGGUCCAAGGGCAAGGUCAAGGACAAGGCCAACCACGCCGUCGUGCUCGACAAGAACACCAACGAGAAGCUGCAGAAGGAUGUGCAGUCGUACCGCCUCAUCACCGUCGCCGUCCUCGUCGACAGACUGAAGAUCAACGGCUCAUUAGCGCGCAAGGCCCUGAACGACUUGGAGGAGAGGGGAGUCAUCAAGAAGGUUGUCGCUCACAGCGCGGGUAACAUUUACACUCGAGCUGUUGGCGGUGCUAGCGACUAAGCGAUUCGUUUCGGGAUGCAUACUCUGAGCACAAUGCAGUAUCCAUGGCGCAAGGCAAUGGGAAUGGGAUUGCUUCCUACACUAGGAGCAGAGGUAUGAUGAGGCACGAUGUCCAGCGUUCAGCCGUGAUGGCGGCUCGAGACAGUGCCAGCCUUCGGUAGCCCAGACAGACAGCUGCCACGAAAUGAAGAGACUUGAUUGCU